AUGUCUAAUUUGACGUCGUCCACCCCUCCUUUGACUCUGUCGCACAGUCUCCCCGUGCCGCCGUUUGCGAGCAGACUGAGCGAGCAGUUGUCCCAGAGCAAGGAGCAGAGUGAAUCCAGCAACGACACUGAUUCUGCACGAGACAGGGCGAGUCGCCUCGGAACGCCACUGCGUCCUUCCCAUAAGUCUCGUUCGCUGUCCGACGCGCCAAAACCCGUCUCCGCCUCGCCGUCUGUCUCGGGAGACACGCGCCCCUCCAGCAAAGAUGACAACUCCAUUACCUCCACUCCCGAGACCCCACGGCGGUCGUCCAUGCACUACUCGAAUCUGUCUUUGGACCUACCUUCGAAGCUAGCAGGGUCCUCAUCCGUACCAAAUCGCGCCCCGCUCUCCCCCAAGCUCGACCCGUCGCACAUCUACGGCUCCCCGGGCUCGGUACUCCCUCGACGCUCACGAGGACUCGACUUUUCACGAGCAUGCACGAAUCUACACCACUCGAUCAUUGCGGAGUCUUCUCCUGAUUCGUCGCCAACGGUCGGCGGCCGAGGUGUCACGAUCCCGCAACGGCGUGGCUCGCCAGGGUCAACCUCUAUGGGUCCAUUUUCGACAUCGGGCCCGGCCGACCGAACCGCGAUCUCAAGUUCUGUGUCCAGCGUGAACAUGAUGGAGUCAGAUACAAGCAGUAGCGAGGAGGAUGAUGAACCGAUGAUAGGCGAUCGGGAUGAUAUCAUGAUAGCCAGCACCCCCCAGGCGAACAAGAUGGUCGGCGGGCCAAGCCCGUUUGCUGCGGGAAACGUCCCUAGUCCGGGAAAUGAUUGGAUGGGUGGGUAUUCACAGGCAGCAGCUAGCCUGCUGAGCUUUCAGCGGGCUCGAUUUCGCAAAGGGCGUAGCAGACACAGCUCCAGCAGUGCCAGUGGAAAUAGCUCGAAGCAGAGUCCGGGUCCUCUCUCUCCGCCGGUGAUGAAAAGCAUUGAGAAUCCUAACGGUGGUUAUUUCGGAUCGAAACAAGGCCUCGGGUCCCGUCGCGAGAGUCUCAGCCUUGGGACUCGCGAUUUGCGCUUGUCCGAUCUGAGUGAUGAGGGGGAGAGUCGCCACGGGCACAGCUCGGCUGGUGGUUCCGCUUCAGACAGCGGGCCUUUGGGUGUGAUUCGGCGUGCUGUGACUCGACGUGGAAGCUUACUCCCUAAAACAAAGACAUUUGCGCGCAUCCGAGCUGCCCUUAUGGAGGAGUCUGCUCCUAUUGACAGCGAAGCAAAGCGUGAGGCGGAGGUCAUACGGCAGGUCCGUGAGAGCGAACCUGAUGUUCCGCAUACGUCCCCAAGCCUGGACGCCUUGUCGUCCCUCACCCCUUCCGUGCCAGGGGUGAGCGCGGAAGAGGGAUCUACGAAGCCUGGUCCAUUUACCCUGGAUGAGCCCAAGUUCAGUGAUGAAGCUCAUCGUAACUCUGCGGGGGCAGAGUUCUGGAAUACGUUUGAUGAGCGCUACCGCACACCACCGCCCUCUAUGCGUUCAUUGGGGCCGUCAGCCAUGUCUGAGGAUGAUAUUGCCAUGGAUAUCACGCCGUCGACAACUUUAGGGUCUAGCACAGCCGAAUUCGCUAAACCGUACGAUCGACCGGGAUCGACAAGCUCAACGCCACACGCAAAUUUUCCUGCCAUGAGCGAGAUCAAUCGGAAACGACGCCGGGACGAUGACUUUGAUCCCAAUCUUUUCAAACGGAGAGCCGUGUCUCCGAGCAUGAGUGUCCAGAGUAGUCCUGUUAUGCCGAAUUCGCCCGCGGUCAAGGAUACAGGUCACAACAUCUGGGGUCCCCCUCCCAAGUCUAAUUUAGGCUCGCUAUUCCCAGAUCGACCGAACGGAGAGCAUCCUACGAGAAAUACGGCCAAUACCUCGCACUCUGGGCCUCUAAAGCGCGUUGGUCUACAGGGUAUGACUGAAGCCAGUGAUGGUUUCAUGAAUAUGAGCAUUGAAUAA
This is a messenger RNA of Aspergillus viridinutans, 1974 nucleotides long. RefSeq lists its product as uncharacterized. The record is from RefSeq and is a predicted model, not a curated record. The coding region runs from base 1 to 1974 and encodes 657 amino acids. NCBI's taxonomy places the organism in Eukaryota, Fungi, Ascomycota, Eurotiomycetes, Eurotiales, Aspergillaceae. The transcript has 2 exons. Gene Ontology annotation, cellular component: site of double-strand break.